Clarias gariepinus (North African catfish) is the source of this 1171-nucleotide messenger RNA. RefSeq names its product SH3 domain binding glutamate-rich protein like 2 (gene sh3bgrl2). Lineage: Eukaryota; Metazoa; Chordata; Actinopteri; Siluriformes; Clariidae. The coding region runs from base 145 to 489 and encodes 114 amino acids. The transcript has 4 exons. Gene Ontology annotation, cellular component: cytoplasm. The record is from RefSeq and is a predicted model, not a curated record.
UAUGGUACGAAAAUAUCGGAGGCGCGCGUGCGCGUCUUUUGAAAGCAGCCUGCGCUGUCUCGCGACUCCAGACUUCUGCGCUCGAGACACACCUUCAGAGCGCGAGUCCGAGUGCACGUGAGCGCGCAGAGCAGGGGCAUCAGUAUGGUUAUUAGGGUGUACAUCGCCUCCUCGUCCGGCUCUCUGGCGGUAAAAAAGCGCCAGCAGGAGGUCGUAGGGUUUUUGGAGGCGAACCGGAUCAGUUUCGAGGAGGUAGACAUCACCAUGCUGGAGGAAGAGAGACUCUGGAUGUACGAGAACAUUCCAGAAGAGAAACGACCCGAGAAGGGCAACCCGCUCCCCCCUCAGAUCUUUAAUGGAAAGGUUUACUGCGGGGAUUAUGAAGACUUCUUCUUGUCUAAGGAAGACAACACAGUGUUUUCUUUUCUUGGCCUCAACUCCCAAGCCUCAGGGAAGGAUGCUGAUUCUGAGGCUGAGCUCCAGCACUGAAGCACCAUGGAGCUUCUCGAGCUGUGUUCAUUCUGUUUUCAUGAGACGAUGAAGUCAUCACUGCCGGCUAUGCAUCUGCGCGAUAGACAAACCUCGUUCCCAUCAAAGAGACAUAUUUAGACUAAUGAGACAAGUGAUGUGAGUUUAAGGUUUGUGUUGUUUCAAGACAUUUCUUAUAUAGCAAUCACACUGACACAGCUUGUAUAAUGUGUGUAUCACUACGGGUUCUUUUUGUAAUCUAUGACAAUCACUGUGUGAUGUUUCUGUGUAUCCCUAUUCAGUAUGUUAUGUUUUAUAGGAUCUAUAUCUAUGAGUGAUUUUGUUGAUUUUGUUAAAGUCAGCAUUAGUUUUUAAAAAUUUUGACUUUGAAUGAACCAAAGAUGAACAUUUAAGGAAAACGAGGAAAUAUGUUUGCCUGCUAGUGCUCUGCUGUCCUUAUGUCUUUGAUGUCUAUUUGAGAUCAGGACAAAAUCCAAUACAGGGAAGACGAUUGAAAUCUCACUGCUCUGUACUUCCACUGCCACACAUAUACUGUACACUUUAGAAGAGGCACAAAAAACCUUAACUUUAUUACGAUUUUUCUGGUUUGGAAAACGUAGUUAUAGCCUUACCUCUGACUGUUACAAAAUGCUGACGCUGGAGACUUACAAAAAAAUAUUCAAUAAAUGUCUUCUCACAUCAA